Gekko japonicus is the source of this 1201-nucleotide messenger RNA. RefSeq names its product charged multivesicular body protein 4A (gene CHMP4A). The record is from RefSeq and is a predicted model, not a curated record. NCBI's taxonomy places the organism in Eukaryota, Metazoa, Chordata, Lepidosauria, Squamata, Gekkonidae. Gene Ontology annotation, biological process: late endosome to vacuole transport via multivesicular body sorting pathway; vesicle budding from membrane. The coding region runs from base 47 to 712 and encodes 221 amino acids. The transcript has 6 exons. Gene Ontology annotation, cellular component: ESCRT III complex; cytoplasmic side of plasma membrane; multivesicular body.
UGGGUGAAGCCGGAAGAGGAAAGGGAGCAAAUUCCCAGCAGGAGAGAUGAGCGGCUUGGGGAAGCUUUUCGGGAAGGGUAAGAAGGCCAAAGCGCCUACCCCGCAAGAGGCCAUCCAGAAACUGCGGGAGACCGAGGAGGUGCUGGUCAAGAAACAGGAGUUCUUGGAGCAGAAGAUUCAACAGGAGCUCCAGGCAGCCAAGAAACAUGGGACCAAGAACAAGAGGGCGGCCCUGCAGGCCCUCAAGCGGAAGAAGCGCUAUGAGCAGCAGCUGGGCCAGAUCGACGGCACCCUCUCCACCAUCGAGUUCCAGCGGGAGGCGCUGGAAAACGCCACCACCAACACCGAAGUGCUCAAGACCAUGUCGGAUGCCGCCCGGGCCAUGAAGGAGGCCCACCAGCACAUGGACAUCGACAAGGUGGACGACCUGAUGUCCGAGAUCACGGAGCAGCAAGACAUCGCCCAGCAGAUCUCCGACGCCAUCUCCAAGCCCGUCGGCUUCGGGGACGACGUCGACGAGGAUGAGCUACUGGCCGAGCUGGAGGAAAUGGAACAGGAAAGCCUGGACAAGGAGCUGCUGAAUGUGGGGGAGCCGACCCCCGUCCUUCCCAGCGUGCCUGCCUCUCACCUGCCCAGCGUCCCAGCCUCGAAAGUUGCUGCGGACGACGACGACGACGAAGAAAUGAAGCAACUCGCCGCGUGGGUGUCGUGAGGCGUGACGGGGGACCCGCACUCGUCUCUUCCCCUCCCGUCUCCCUCUCCGAGGGGCGGGGGCGGGGCGAAGACCUUUCUCCGUCAGCUCCAGAUUCCGGGAGGGGUGCUGGGCCAGGCACCCCCACCCGAAAUAACCUUAUGUGCCGAAUGUAAAGAGUUUUAUAGACAGAUUUAUAUAUGAACAGAUUCUAUUACCGGGGAGGGGGGGGAGCGUGUGGGGAUCUGCGGAGGAGUGUCGUCCCCCCCACCACCGAAAAAGGACCAAAUCUUGCGGUACUCCUCAUUUCCAGCCAGGCUGCAAAAAAAAACCCCACCCCCUCUCUGCACUGCUACAACCGUAAGCGGAUGGGGAGGGCACUUGAAGAACACCCCCAAAAAUAGGACUUGGAAGAGUCCGCAGUAUUAACGUUGUGCCCCACGCCUGCUGGGUGGGAUGGGGGGGGUGUCGAUGCGGGGGGGCAGCUCCUCUUCUCCUGCAGUUAUGCUC